Acipenser ruthenus (sterlet) is the source of this 2302-nucleotide messenger RNA. RefSeq names its product solute carrier family 35 member G3-like. Gene Ontology annotation, cellular component: membrane. The record is from RefSeq and is a predicted model, not a curated record. Lineage: Eukaryota; Metazoa; Chordata; Actinopteri; Acipenseriformes; Acipenseridae. The transcript has 2 exons. The coding region runs from base 102 to 1178 and encodes 358 amino acids.
CCCCCCCCCCCCCAACGGAAAACUAGGGAAGGUCAUCUGUCACCCCAACAGCAAAAGCAUGUGAACAGAAAGUCACAUCGCGCGCUUGCUAGAGAGAGAGAAUGGUGGACGCCUACCACCACUGUCCAUCCAGUUCCUCCGACGAGGACGAUGAAUCAGUGGAGGAGGAGGAGGAGAAGGAAGAGGAAGCAGACGAAGACUGCCUCCCCCUGCCCCGCCCCCUGCACUGGACCGGUCUUUCGGACAGCAUGAAAGGUCUGCUGGCUGCCCUGCUGGGUGGGGGGGUGCCGGCCGGCUUCGUGCCUCUCUUCACCCGGAUCGCCCACGAGAGCGCGCACCUCCCCCCGCUGGAGGUCCUGUUCGGACGCUGCCUGCUGCACUUGCUGGUAUCGGCCGCGGUGCCCUGCCUGCGGAGGAGCUCCGCCGGACAGCCUUCCUUUGGCCCCCGGGCAGCCUGGCCCCGCCUGCUGACCCACGCCGUGGUCAACCUGCUCUCGGUGGGCUGCGCGUACAGCUCCUUCACGCUGGUGCCGGCGGGGAACGCGUCCGCAGUGCGCAAGGGCGCCUCCACCCUGGGCUCCGUCCUGCUGGCCCUGUGCCUGGGCAGCGGCCCGCUGAGCUGCUACGACUGCGUGGGGCUGCUGGGCAGCCUGCUGGGGCUGCUGGUCAUCGUGCUGCCCGACCUCCUCCUCUCUGCACACUCCUCGGCCAGCACGGCGGACCUCUUCGGCUACGCCCUGGCCUCGCUGGGCGGCCUGGCCCUGGCCCUGGGCCUGGUCAUCUUCCGGACCUUCUCGCACCCGGGUAGGUUCCAGGGAGCCGUCUUCUCCUUCGGGGCUCUGGGGGCCCUGAUCUGCGGCCCUGCCUUCACCCUCCAGGAGCCCGUCUGGCCCCGUGGCCCCCUGGCUUGGGCGUGCCUGGUGGCGGUCGCCUGCCUGGCUCUGGCCGCGUUCCUCUCCUCAAACUACGCCGUGACGAAGGCGCACCCGGCCCUGGUGUGCGCUCUGCUGCACUCCGAGGUGGUGGUGUCCAUGAGUCUGCAGUACGCGAUGCUGGGGGAGCCCGUCACCUCCUUCGAUAUAUUGGGGGCCGGAGUCAUCGUGGGCAGCAUCGCGGUGAUCAGCGCCCAGAACUUCAGCUGCGACCCCCGCCCCCCGAGCGAGAAACUGAGCUGCUGAGGAAAGAAAGGGGUGGGCUUUCACCCUGAGCCGCCCAGCCAGCGUGCAAAACUUUUGGCCACAGCUGUAGAGCUCUGAAUAUUGAAAGUUACAGUACCUGUCUGUGUGUCCCCUUGUGACCCCAGGCCUCAUAGAAAACAUUUCAUUUUAUACAGUGUACUGCACUGAGGGUUGCAAGAGUGUAAAUACACACAGAACACAAACAAAAACAUCGGCCAGCUCCCAGCAAACCUCCAAACGUCUGCAACAUGCUGCUGCGUCAUCAUUGAGAGAGAGAUCAAAAGAAAAAAAAAACUGAAAUUAAAAUGCAUGUUUUGUUACUUCAGAAAGUCGUCUUGUAGUAUUAUUAUUAUUAUUAUUAUUAUUAUUAUUAUUAUUAAUUUGCUGUUGUCGUAACGCAGUUAUGGCAGUGGAUGCUGUAUUACAUAUUUACAAUUUUCAGUUUUCACUUACUGAAAAUAUAUAUAUUUUAAAACAACCCAGAUACUAAUUUAGAAAUAAACUGCUUUUAAUCUGACACAUGACAAAGACCACCAGCGUGCACCAUUUUGUGCCUUUCUGCAUGUCAGGAAGCGCUAUUCCACUGGAGAACGCAAGAGGGCGACAAAGUCCAUAAAACACCGUUUCGGUUAUUAUAUUGGUGUUUAAAGAUGUUUGUUUUUUUUCGUUUGUUUUGUUUUGUUUUGUUUUAAAACAACGGGAUAAAUAGAUUAAAGACCAGAAAACAAGAAAGUAAAUUCAAAACUAACAUGCCUGCCGAGCCCGCUCCUUCUCCACCCUUGCUCCGCAGUGGUGGAACGACCUUCCUACAGAUGUCAGGACUGCCCAGUCCCUGACCACAUUCCGGCGCCUCCUCAAGACUCACCUCUUCAAAGAGCACCUGUAGAACUCCUCUGUUGUAUCCUGGGACACUAUCACCCUUCAUUUAAAUAUGCUUUAUUUUGCUCUUAUCUGCCCCCUAUUUUACUGCAUUUAAUCCUGUACCUCAGAAUAUUGUAAUCUCCCAAGUGUUUAAUCUGUAGUAUUUUGUACUUAAUCAUAUCCUGAUGUAACUAUCACUAUUUAAUCAUAUCCUGAUGUAACUUUCACUAUUAUCUGCUGUAUUAUUGAAUUGUGAUUUGUCA